AGAAGCAGGGACCCAAGUAAAAAACAGAAGUAACUGGAGAAUUGUCCUUUCCACUAUUUGGUGUACAAUAUGGGAACAACGUAUCUAUCCAACAAGCAUCUCAUCAAGGAUGGCCAUCCGUUUUCCUAUAGGAGGACUUAAGGGAAGAUCUGGAAAGCAACCUGCAGUGCAGGAGAAUAUAAACCAGCUGGGACUGCAGUUUUCAAAUAAGAGUGGCAUAAAGAGGAAAGCUCCAUUGAGUUCUUUGGCAUCCGUUUGCAUAAAAGCUACCAUCUCUGGUGUUGCAAAGAAAAAGACUAUAAGCUGCUAUUCCCAAGGAGAUGAUGAUCUGGUCAAUGCAAGUAGUUCAAUCGAUGCAUCGACGAAAAAAUUUGCCACUCCGCAGGAAGAAACCUCUUUUAAAGAGAUUAGUAACCUUGACACAAAAAUGAGCAAGCUCCUAUGUUGCCACUUCAAUUCAAAAGGAGAGGUGUUGGCUACCGGUGGAGACAAUGGGAAGGUUUUGAUUUGGGAGUUAGGAAAUAACAGAACUUGUAGUGUACAAGGUCAUGCUCAUCAAGUCACAGAUGUCUGUUUUAGACCAAACUCAACAGCGUUUGCAUCAUCUUCGUUUGACAGAACUGUGAAGAUGUGGGAUGCAACAAAGCGAAACAAUCCUUUCCAAAACCUUGUUGGCCAUGAUGGGCAUGUGAUGUCUAUAGAUUUUCAUCCAACAAAGUUGAGUCUCCUCAGUUCUUGUGAUAGCAAUGGUGAGAUUAGACUGUGGGAUGUCAAGAGCGGUGAUUGCAAGCUGAAUUUUAAGGGAGGUAUUAGUCAAGUUAGAUUUCCACCUCAACUUGGGGACUUUUUGGCUAGUUCUACUGGAAAUAUUAUAAAUAUUUUUGAUGUAGAGACAAACAAGAUCCAAAAAAAAUUACAAGGACACAUCAAAGACAUCCAUUCAAUCUGCUGGGAGACGAGUGGGAGCUACCUGGCAUCUGUGAGUGAAGAUAGUGCCCGGAUAUGGUCUGUUAGUGAUGGGAAGUGUUUAUAUGAAGUGUACUCUAGCGGAAAUAAGUUCCAGUCAUGCACUUUCCGCUUUGGGCGCCCUCUAGAGUUGGUGAUUGGUUCUGAUAAGUUCUUGGAGGUGUGGAAUCCAUUCUUCCAGAGUAACAUAACUAGACCAUAUAUCGCACAUUCAGGUACUAUUAAUUCAUUAGUAGAUUCACCUUCGAAAGGAAUCGUAGCUUCAGUUAGUGAUGAUCAAUGGAUCAGGAUAUGGAAAUGACACUUCUUUGAAGAUCAAAAGAUACAACAACCAUUCUUCCUUGUUUCUUUUAUCAAUGAAACUACAACUGCAUACGCCCUUCCGUAUGCAUUUUGGACCAAGAAAGGUGAUGUUAUUCUUGGCACAUCACCAGUUGAAUUAGUUUUUUGAAAGGUUGUUUCAGUUACAAACACUAACUAUUGUUUCAAACUCCUCUAUUUAAUCUCUUUGAAUUUGAUUUCUUAAAUUGGGAAGUUUGCAAUAGUAAUAUUUUUGUUC
Solanum lycopersicum (tomato) is the source of this 1525-nucleotide messenger RNA. RefSeq names its product transcriptional corepressor LEUNIG_HOMOLOG. The record is from RefSeq and is a predicted model, not a curated record. Gene Ontology annotation, molecular function: transcription corepressor activity; protein binding. NCBI's taxonomy places the organism in Eukaryota, Viridiplantae, Streptophyta, Magnoliopsida, Solanales, Solanaceae.